AUGUCAUUCGGAACACUCUACACCCAUAACCCAACGCCUCGCUCGACGACCCUCAUCGCUCUAGCAAAGCUCCACAACCUCGACGUCAAAAUCAUACACGCAGAAAAGAAGAAUAAAGAGGCAUUUGAGGAGCUUUGCAGAUAUAAUCCACUCGGGCAAGUCCCUACUUUUGUAGGCGCAGACGGGUUCGUGCUGAGUGAAUGUAUUCCAUUGACUCUUUACUGCAAUGACGAACGCUCCUCGCUCAGGAUCCUCCAAUGGAUGUCUUUUGCAAACUCCGACCUCUUUCCAGCAGUCGGCGGCGUCUUCCUCCCACGCAUUGGGCAACGGCAAAUAAUCCAGCAAGAUGACGGGGACUCACUGCGUGCGAUGCUGCAGCGGUGCAAGUACCUAGAUGAGCAUCUGAAGCGCAGCAGAUAUCUUGUGGGGGAAAGUAUAACGAUUGCGGAUUUUUUCGCCGCGAGUCUGCUCAUGGGAGCGUUUGCGGCGUUUAGGAGAUCCAUGCAGGAGAGGUUUGGAGCACUGUGCAGCUGGUAUGAUGGGGUCCUUGAGAUUGGCUGGUUUAAGAAGGUUGCGGGAGGUGUCCCGGAUUUGGGACUUGAGUUAGAGAUUCCAGAGGAUAUAAAAUGGUAA
Aspergillus nidulans FGSC A4 is the source of this 633-nucleotide messenger RNA. RefSeq lists its product as uncharacterized. NCBI's taxonomy places the organism in Eukaryota, Fungi, Ascomycota, Eurotiomycetes, Eurotiales, Aspergillaceae. The transcript is spliced from 3 exons. The record is from RefSeq and is a predicted model, not a curated record. The coding region runs from base 1 to 633 and encodes 210 amino acids.